Messenger RNA from Striga hermonthica, 1719 nucleotides. The record is from the annotation of a GenBank genome assembly. Lineage: Eukaryota; Viridiplantae; Streptophyta; Magnoliopsida; Lamiales; Orobanchaceae.
AUGCAAUUACUAUUUAACGGUGUAAUCACUAAAGAGUUUUGCCCUUCUCGGGGAUUGCGACAGGGAGACCCUAUUUCUCCUUAUCUAUUUGUGUUAUGCAUCGAGAGACUAGCCCAUUUAAUCUCCGCAAGGGUUUCAACGGGUCAGUGGCGACCUAUUCGGAUGGGUCGAGGGAAUGAGAAGGUCGAUGUCCCCUAUCUUCUAUUCGCGGAUGAUCUUCUCCUUUUUGUCGAAGCUACACAUGAUCAGGCCACUAUGGUGAAAUCCACUCUGAUCGAAUUCUGCAGCAUCUCGGGACUAAAGGUGAGUGAAGCAAAAACGUGUAUCUUUUUCUCUACUAAUGUACCUCCGGCUAGUAGGCAAUUCCUAGCCGCAUCUAUGGCUUACACAGAAGUUGACGACCUUGGUCUCUAUCUCGGUAUGCCUUUGGUUCAUGGACGAGUCAACAAGCACAUGUACCAACGAAUCCUUGAUAAAGCAGAAUCCCGCUUAUCAAAUUGGAAAGCUUCCUCUUUGUCGCUCGCGGGCCGACUUGUCCUCACCCAGUCAGUCCUUAGCACUAUGCCUUUUUACUCUAUGCAAACGGUGUGGUUACCUCUUUCCAUUUUAGACGAGCUGGAGAAACAUUGUCGCCGCUUUAUUUGGGGAGGAUCUACAACACAUAGAAAGGCUUCUUUGGUGUCGUGGGAAACUGUAUGCAAACCAAAGGAUGAUGGGGGUCUCAGACUCAAGUACCAAAGGAAAAUGAACGAUGCCCUUCUUAUGAAGCUAGGCUGGCAGCUCCUCACAAGACCCGACACUUUAUGGGUUAGAAUUAUGAAGGCCAAGUAUAAAUUAAACGUCCCGAAUUUAUUAGCUAACGGGAACCUACCAAAGGGAUCCAUUACUAUGAGAGCUGUAGGAAAAAUCUGGAAUAAUUUAAUGAAGGGUAUAAGGUGGUCAGUCGGUGACGGAAAGAGAAUAAAAUUCUGGCAGGACCGAUGGCUACAAUCCGAUUUAACCUUACUCCAGGCCUGCACGGGUCUCGUCCCACACUCUUUCAUCGACUGGACUGUUUCAAAUUAUUGCACCGCCGAUGGGCAAUGGCGUUGGAGUCUCUUUUCGCAUUUAUUGCCGGCCAAAGUUCUCCUUCAAAUUGCUGCAGUGCCGCCGCCGGGUGAAACGAGUGGCCCCGACUUGCUGUAUUGGGGCUUUUCGGUGGAUGGCCGUUUCACGAUGAAAUCUGCCUACGAUUCUCUCUCCGAUGACGUGAUUACGACUGAUCCUUGGUUGUGGCGAGUUAUUUGGAAGUGGGCUGGCCCCCAACGGAUCCGACAAUUUAUGUGGCUGGUGGCCAAAAAUUGCUUGAUGACGAACUCAGAACGUUGCCGUCGACACCUCGCUUCCUCGUCUACAUGCGAGUUGUGUGGCCUAGCUCCAGAAUCGAUAUUGCAUACUCUGAGGGACUGUCCGAAAGCGUCUCAAGUUUGGAUGCAGCUUAUUCCAGGUAACAAGCUUCCCGACUUCUUUGCUUUAGAGUUAAAACAGUGGCUAUGGUAUAACCUUUGCUCGGCUGCUGCUAAAGAAAUGGAAGACUGGAGCUGCUUUUUUGGGUGGUGUUGGGACGGGGAGAGACUGGUGCCGCGGAAAUUGGCUAAUGGUGUUGGCCUGGUUUCGGAGCAUUGGAGCAUUGGUGGCGUGGGGAGCGAGAUUGGUAUCUCUCGGUCGGAGGGAAGAUGA